UGUUCACCCAACUGAGCGACUUACUACGUUUUGCGGUUGUCUACAAUUCUGGCGGAUUGUAUACAGACACCGACAACUUGGCGCUGCGACCGUUCAUAAAUACUUCAAAAAAUUUCUUCCAAUCUCAAGACGUGAAGGCUCGUUUUCCGAGCAAUUCUUUGUUUCAUUUCGAGCGCAACCAUCCGACGCCGAAGAAGUUUUUGACGCUCCUUUCGGACACGUUCUCUCCUGUGCUGAGUAGGCUGUUGUAUGGCAUGCUGGGCCCGUUGGCCCUUGAUCGAUUUUUCUGGAACGACGAGUGCGCCGUCAGGAUCUUGACUCCCCAGGACGCUCCAGCUCGGCACCCCGCGCCUUCUGAUCUCAUCGGCCCACGCUUGUCUGAUAAAAAAGAUUCUUCCGUAAAUGGGGAAACGCUUGAUGAAGAGCAUCGCAUCGAUGAAAAACUUGCGUUCAAUGUAAGUUCUCGGAACAAACAUGACGAUGGUGAAGAUGAUUCGUUCGAUUGCAUCCAUGAUAUCUUCGGGACAACUGCUCACCAGCCCGUUUAUGUUAUGCACUGCCACGCGAUGUUCUACCGAAACAAAACUUUGGUGGGACCCGACGAUAACGUAAGUUACGAUGUCUUACGUACCAUAAUUUGUACCACAUAGUAUCACGAUUAAGUGUUUAUUGUUCUACCGAAACAAAACUUUGGUGGGACCCGGCGAUAAUGUAAGUUAC
Molecule: messenger RNA, 720 nt
Organism: Hyalella azteca
Lineage: Eukaryota; Metazoa; Arthropoda; Malacostraca; Amphipoda; Hyalellidae
Exons: 4
Coding region: 255-650 (131 amino acids)
Source: RefSeq, a predicted model, not a curated record